Messenger RNA from Polyodon spathula (Mississippi paddlefish), 1661 nucleotides. RefSeq names its product cugbp, Elav-like family member 3a (gene celf3a). The coding region runs from base 96 to 1508 and encodes 470 amino acids. Gene Ontology annotation, biological process: mRNA splice site recognition; regulation of alternative mRNA splicing, via spliceosome. Gene Ontology annotation, molecular function: mRNA binding. NCBI's taxonomy places the organism in Eukaryota, Metazoa, Chordata, Actinopteri, Acipenseriformes, Polyodontidae. The record is from RefSeq and is a predicted model, not a curated record. Gene Ontology annotation, cellular component: ribonucleoprotein complex; cytoplasm; nucleus. The transcript is spliced from 13 exons.
AGAGAGAUACGUUAGCUAUAUAUAUAUAUAUAUAUAUAUAUUUGUUGUACACAGUAUUUGUUUUAGACUGCAGGGAGCCUCUUAGCGCGUUACCAAUGAAGGAGUCUGACGCGAUCAAGCUGUUCAUCGGACAGAUACCCAGAAAUCUGGAAGAAAAGGAUUUGAAGCCCAUCUUCGAACAGUUCGGCAAAAUCUACGAGCUCACGGUGAUCAAGGACAAGUACACCGGCAUGCAUAAAGGCUGUGCGUUCCUCACAUACUGCGCCCGCGAGUCAGCGCUGAAGGCACAGAGCGCGCUGCACGAGCAGAAGACCCUGCCUGGGAUGAAUCGACCCAUCCAGGUGAAACCAGCAGACAGUGAGAGCAGAGGAGAGGACAGGAAGUUGUUUGUGGGCAUGCUGGGUAAGCAGCAGCUGGACGAGGAUGUGCGGAAGAUGUUCGAGGCGUUCGGCAGCAUCGAUGAGUGCACGGUGCUGAGGGGGCCCGACGGGACCAGCAAAGGCUGUGCCUUUGUCAAGUACCAGUCGCACGCUGAGGCUCAAGCUGCCAUCAACACCCUACAUGGGAGCCGAACCCUACCGGGAGCCUCCUCCAGUCUGGUUGUGAAGUUCGCAGACACGGAGAAGGAGAGGGGGCUCAGGCGCAUGCAGCAGGUAGCCAAUCAGCUGGGGAUGUUCACCCCCAUGACUCUGCAGUUCGGAGCCUACAGCGCCUAUUCACAAGCGUUGAUGCAGCAGCAGUCAGCGAUGGUGACGGCUCAGAGUGCCUACCUCAACCCCAUGGCUACCAUGGCAGCGGUGCAGAUGCAGCAGAUGGCAGCGCUGAACGCCAACGGCCUGAUCGCCACGCCCCUCGCCACGCCCCUCGCCCCCUCCUCAGCGUGGCCAGGUACGACCACGCCUCCCACCCUGGCGGCCACACCCGUGCCUGCCCUGCCGGCUCAGAUGGGGGUGAACGGGUACAGCGCUGUGCCAACGCAGCCCAGCGGGCAGGGAGCCUCAGAAUCCAUCUACAGUAACGGGGUGCACCCCUACCCUGGUGAGAGCUGCCCUGCACACGAGGGGUGGGGCCACCCCCCAACCCAACCCCCAACACUAACCCCAACCCCACCUUCCAAGGUUGGGUUGGGGUGGGGUCGGGCGGCGUACCCAGCUGCAUACGGAUUGGUCAGCCAGGCGUUUCCACAGCAACCAACCAUCGUCGCCCAGCAACCACAGCAACAGCAGCAGAGAGAGGGUCCGGAAGGCUGCAAUAUCUUCAUCUAUCACCUCCCCCAGGAGUUCUCCGACUCCGAGAUGCUGCAGAUGUUCCUGCCUUUCGGGAACGUCAUCUCCGCCAAGGUCUUCGUGGACCGCGCCACCAAUCAGAGCAAGUGUUUCGGCUUCGUGAGUUUUGACAAUCCUGCCAGCGCGCAGGCUGCCAUCCAGGCAAUGAACGGCUUUCAGAUCGGGAUGAAGAGGCUGAAGGUGCAGCUCAAGAGGCCAAAGGACGCCAACCGUCCGUACUGAGAGAGCCAGGGAGUGAGAGGGGGUUUUUUUUUUCGGAGGCUGAUAAACGACAGAUUGAGGAAAUAUUCUCCUUUCAACCUCAACCGCACCCCCGCACCCCCGCGCACCCACACACACACACACACACACACACACACACACACACACACACAC